Alternaria atra is the source of this 2001-nucleotide messenger RNA. RefSeq lists its product as uncharacterized. The record is from RefSeq and is a predicted model, not a curated record. Gene Ontology annotation, cellular component: fungal-type vacuole membrane. Bases 1 to 2001 code for a protein of 666 amino acids. The transcript has 3 exons. Lineage: Eukaryota; Fungi; Ascomycota; Dothideomycetes; Pleosporales; Pleosporaceae. Gene Ontology annotation, molecular function: basic amino acid transmembrane transporter activity. Gene Ontology annotation, biological process: basic amino acid transport; transmembrane transport.
AUGGCGAUAUAUCUCUUCAAACUUAUCCGAAGAAAGCUUAGAGAACGCGAAGUCGAAAAGGCCAUCCCAACUACAGAUGACUCUCAUUUGGUACCCGAGCCUGUCCCAGGGCAAGAGCUCCAAGACUAUCCAACCCGACAUAACCAUGGACCUUCGCAAGACUCAACAGGGAGUCACAUGAAUUUCCUCACACCUGAAGAGGCCGCACAGCAAAAAGCAGAAACUCGCCGAAGAAGGAUUCGACAGCUGAAGUUGAUGCUAGGACUUGUUCUACCUAACUUCCUGGCUGCCAUGGACGUCACUAUUGUUGCUCCAGCUAUUCCACUCAUAUCAUCUCACUUCGAUCAGCUCUCCGGAAGCUUUAACUGGAUUGUCGCAGCCUAUACACUCACAUUCACUACGUUUAUUCCCGCAUCAGGUCAACUAGCUGACAUCUACGGUCGCCACUUCGCACUCCAGUUUGAGAUGUUUUGGAUCAUGAUCGGGAGUGUACUCUGUGCUACGGCCCAGUCUUGGAGCAUGUUGCUUGCAGGUCGUGCGUUGCAGGGUUUGGGUGCCGCAGGUAUCGUGAGCUUGAGUCGUAUCAUCGUGUCGGAUGGAUCGACGCUGGCGGAGAAUUCGAGAAGUACCUCGGUCCUAUCGUUGAUUAUGGGAUGCAGUUAUGCUGUCGGUCCAGUUAUCGGUGGCUACCUUGCAGAUGCGAGUUGGCGGUACAUAUUCGUUCUUCCUAUCGGCGUGGCAGUGAUUGCUAUGCUCAUCAUCUUCUUCGUCAUGCGCAAAGAACUCGCCCAAGGACGCGCCACUACCGAGCCAGGUGAAUCGCGCCGUUUAGGAUACAUCUCUGGUCUUGCCAUCAUCGACUGGCCCGGCCUAGUCAUGUUCAUCUUUGGAGUAGGCUGCAUAAUUCUCGCCAUACAAUGGGGCGGAACACAGUACUCUUGGACCUCCGCCCCCGUCAUUGCCCCCCUUAUCGUUGGGAUUUUCCUGUGCAUCGCCUUCUUCGUGUACGAGUAUCUCCUUGGCCCCAACCGCGCUGUAGCCAGACUCUUCCCUCGUCAAGUCCCCAUGAUUCCCUCCACACUCUUCCGCAAAAAGGACACAACGCUACUCAUGGUUAUCAACUUCUCCGCUGGAAUCUCUAUGGUCUCCGCUUUCUACUUCCUUUCUUACUACUGGCAACUUGCGGAGGGCUACUCAUCUAGCCAAGCCGGUCUACAACUCCUCUAUUAUACGCCCGGCCUAGGUGUAGGCGUCUACACUGCAGUAAUCCUAUGUAACCGCUGGCCACAACAAACCUUCUCUCCUCUACUCAUCGGUUCCAUCGUCGAAGGCGUCGGUCUCGCGCUCCUCACUUACUCGAUAUCCAUCCGCCACACAACAAUGGUGAAGGUUUUUCUCGCUAUAGCAGGCGUGGGGACAGGGUUACGCUUCAUGCCUAUUGCUCUUCACGCAGCAGGCAUCUGGUCAACGCGUAUCCCCAGUAUGCAAUCGCUGCUUUCCUUUAUGGUGCCAUUGGGAGAGACGGUCGGUAUUGCCAUGAUGGGAUCAGUUUUCUCAAACAAACUCUCUACUUUCCUGGCGGAGAUCAAUGAUCCUGGAAACAGUAUCUCGUUACCUGCCACUGGUCCGCCGAGCCUCGAGCUCUUGAACAGUCUUCCUGCAGCGGUGAAAACGGAAGUUCAGGAUGCGGCUGCAAAGGCGGUCAUGUGGUCUUUGAUCUCUGUGUUGCCUUUUGUUGCCGCGGCGAUCGUUGCAUCGUGCUUUCUGGGCAAUGUAUGGAUUGGUAAAUCGGCAAGGAAGGGCAAAGAGGGUAAACCAGCGCGCGAAGCAGAAACGGGAAAGGUCAUGUAUGGGCUUUAUGUGCUUGCGCUUUGUACUGGAAAAAAUAGGGACCAGAAGCAAGAUCUGGAUGUCAACAUCUCAGACGAUGGGGCGAUGAGAAAAGCGAAUUUUGCAGGAAGGCGAUGCAAGAACGACAAUCUCAAAGAGGGGAGAGUAUAG